ACAAUGCGUGCGCAGUACUUACUUAGUAGCCACUCGUACUCAUAUCGGUAUGAAGUGCUCGUAGCUGAUACAUGAUUUUCGUGUACUCUACAUGGCAGCAGCAAGACUCAAGAAAAGCGGAGAUCCAUGCCAUGUGACGGCAGUCGUCGAAUCACCUGUGUUGGAGCGUUUCCUUGAUUUUCCGCUCCCCAUCAUUCUCCUCCCGGAGCAGCAGUCACUGGACUGAUCUUUCUGGUGACGUUUUGGAGAACAAGUGAGACACACACUCGCAGGUCCAGUGUACUGUUUGCUGACAGUCUGUUGCUGCUGCCAUCCUCCGGCCGAUACGACAGCAGUCCGAACCCCACUGGCUGUUGAAAGCUUUCGGAACUUCCGUGAGUUUGACACAGCGACGACGGCGGAUUUGUGCCUGCCGUGCCGCAAACAGUCAGUGUUUGCCUGUUUGCUGUAACAUAAGACGUGGGUUUCACCUGCCUUGCCUUCUCCCGUUCGUGCAUUGUGGGCUCUCCAACGGGGCUCGUUAAUACGUUAUCUGGUUAUUCACAUACCCGCGUUGCGGUAGCCCGGCAACAUCUGGUCCGCAUCUUGCCCGCUAGCCUGGCCUACUAAAUUAAUUGCCGCAACAAGCUAAUAUCUGAUGGCUGAACGAAGCAGCUCCGACUCCAGUCUGGCGCUAUCGGAGUCCGACCCGACGUCGCCUUGUACGGAUGCAUCGGUCAGCCCUACUGCUGGCCUGGAGCAGGAAUGGCUGCCCAACUACAACACGUACGACGGCAAAAACUUUCCGCCGCUCGUCCGUCCGGAGAAUCUGGACAGUUUGAAGCGGUGUAAAACCAGGAGCGACGAUGUAUUUGUGUGCACCUACUCGAAAAGCGGAACAACUUGGAUGCAGCACAUCGUUCGACUUCUGAAGAACAACGGGCAAACGGAGUCUGACCAGGCCAUUGUCAAUGUCAUACCAUUCCUGGAGGAGUACCAUGUUGACAAUAUCGACCUCUGGACGUCGCCGAGAACUAUGAAAUGCCAUCUGCCGCAUCACAUGGUCCCCCAACCCAGCAGUAUGGAUGAGACAGCAAGCUCGCCCAAAUACAUCUACGCCAUGCGAGAUCCGCGCGACGUCGCCGUCUCAUUGUUCUAUCACACGCGGGCAUUCGAGAAGUACGAGUUCACCGGCGACUGGAAUGACUUCUUUCACAUCUUUCUCAAUGGAAAAGCCGAGUACGGUUCCUGGUUUGAACACGUGUGUGGCUGGUGGCAACGUCGUCACUAUCGCAACGUGUUGGUUGUGUCUUACGAGGAGAUGCAACAGGAUCUGAGGCAGGUGGUGUGCAAGGUAGCGUCUUUUCUCAAUCUCGCCAAUGUGACGGACAGCGUCAUCGACCAAGUCGUAGCAAAGAGCUCGUUCUCGGCGAUGCGAGUGGACAAGACUGCGAAUUACUCCUGGGACGACCAGUAUCGUCGACCGGGCCACGUGCCGUUCUUCCGUAAGGGACAGGUUGGGGACUGGACCAACCACUUCACGGCUGAGCAGGCGCGCGAGUUCGAUGCCGUGUACAGGCGGUUCGCCGAGCGCGUCGGGGACUUCCCGGAGUGCUACUGUAGCGGUGCUGGUGUGGCAACAUCAUGACGCAUGUGUUGCGGGGCUUCACUGCGCUGCGCACGCGUUGCUAAUCUCGGUGUGUCGCGGUGCCGUACGACCGCGUUCUGAAGCUGGACAGAAAGGCGUGCAUCAUCAUUCGGGGAUCGACCCAUGACCGGUGGGGAAUUCCCUGUCGCACGAUAGCCGCGGUCAUCAGUGCUCCGUGUGGGCCACCAUGCGAAUGCAAAGAGCACUGAGAAGCCACAAAACAUGCUCCUUUUGAAGUAGCGGAAGUGGCAAAUUUCAAAAUAGCUUCAAGUAAAAAGAUGCUUUUGGGCGCAACAGUGCUCAAGAUUGCACACCGGAACUACAGCAAGACAAUGGAGCUCUCCCAGAAGUUCAAUAUUGGUACACGUAUUGUCACAAAACGACACUUUUAGUGCUGCAACCACCAUGUUUUAAACCCAUUCAGCCACGUGUGCGCCGAUAUUAUUUCCCGCGUUUGGUCCAUGUCAUUCGAGAAAUUUUCACUUAUUCUCCGGCAAAGAAUUAAUUUAUGAUCUCACUUCCUUUGCACAACGGAUACCACACGAUGUAAGAUUCAUUUUUCUUCUGAAAUUAGAUAAUAGUUAUGGACAUUCACAAGGAUUAGAUUAUUCACUCCCCGCUUUCCUACUGGUAGUACAGAGUGAUAACCAUGGCAACCGUGUGUCGUCGAAUCCUACAAUAAUUAUGCCCGUGUUGUCGUAUACAGUGUAUCAUAAUUUCAUAAAGAUGCUGCAGGUUCAACUCUCUCUCUUUCCUACACCGA
Sycon ciliatum is the source of this 2390-nucleotide messenger RNA. Its product is annotated as sulfotransferase 1C2-like. Gene Ontology annotation, biological process: sulfation. The transcript has 5 exons. The record is from RefSeq and is a predicted model, not a curated record. Gene Ontology annotation, cellular component: cytoplasm. Bases 638 to 1627 code for a protein of 329 amino acids. Gene Ontology annotation, molecular function: sulfotransferase activity. NCBI's taxonomy places the organism in Eukaryota, Metazoa, Porifera, Calcarea, Leucosolenida, Sycettidae.